Molecule: messenger RNA, 1609 nt
Organism: Sitophilus oryzae (rice weevil)
Lineage: Eukaryota; Metazoa; Arthropoda; Insecta; Coleoptera; Curculionidae
Product: probable DNA primase large subunit
Exons: 4
Coding region: 166-1455 (429 amino acids)
Biological process (GO): DNA replication, synthesis of primer
Cellular component (GO): alpha DNA polymerase:primase complex
Source: RefSeq, a predicted model, not a curated record
GCUAGACACAAGUUUCUGUAACUUCCACGUGACCAUAGAUAAAUGCUUUCAUUUAUCUAUGCACGUGACUUCUGUGUUUCUAUUUGUAUCAAUCGUAUCAAUUUGUUUAUCAGUUCUAAUUUAUUAUUAUUUUAUAGUUUGGUCAGUUUGGUGUGACUGUGAGUUAUGUCUUUUUAUUUAAGACCACCAAAAGGAAUUACUAACAUAAUCAAUUUGGAAACUACUGUACGCCAAAGAUUUUUAUGUUACCAGAAUAUUAUAAAUGAAGAUAUCACGAAUACCAUCGUUGAUCUUGAAUGUUUGGUGGAAGAUAGUGUCCUAGAUCGAUUAGGACACCACCUAUUUAGGUUACUAGCUUUAAAAAGCAGACACUUUUACACAGUUUUCAUAGAACAUGAAGUUCAACUAUUAGGACUUCGAUUAGCUUCUUACAAUCCAGAAGACGCUAAAAAUUUUGUUAAAUCACUAAAAAGUCAAUGUGCAACGUGUUUAGAGGCAAUUAAAGUUGACGGAAAAGUGAAAAACUACUUUAUUGAACUUAGUUCCGUGUGUUUAAAACUAUUGUCCUAUUUUCGAACACCUGACAAUGUUUCAAAAGCACAAAUUCAACUUCACUUUUCCUAUUGUUUUGAUCUUCUUGCAAAAAGACAGUACGACAUAGCUAAUGGAAUGUUGUUGAUAAAUUGCACAGAAUGGAAAGCAUUAUUACUGUCUUUGUAUAAAAGUUAUCUACAUCUGGCUUUGUUUGAUAUGAAGUUCAUACCUCAAGUGAAUGAUGCUCUUCAAGAUGAAAGAAUUAAGAGUGUUUUAAUCUUGGCUCGAGAUCUGUUCUGUAAAAAUAAUUCACUUAGAAAAUUUGGUAGUUUAGACAUGACACGUUUUGAAGAAGAAACUGGAAACUUCCCAUUGUGCAUGAAGACCUUAUAUAAUAAUUUAUCAAAAAAUAACAGAUUAGGUCAUAAUGCGAGAUUUGAUUUUAGUUUGUAUCUGAAAGACAUCGGGGUCGAAAUAACCGAUGCCUUUGAGUUUUGGAGGAAAUUUUAUUCCAAACAACACUCAAGUUGCUCAAGUUGUACUCACAGUUGGGAACAAAACGAGAAAAGAUAUAUUUAUGGUAUUAGACAUCUAUAUGGAUUAGAAGGGUCUAGAAAGUCUUAUAAUGUAAAGGAUUGUUCUCAAAUACAGAAUACAAUUCUUGGUGCAAAUGAAGAAGGUGGCUGCCCUUUCCAACAUUUUGAUGACAAUAAUUUGAGGUCGCUUUUGAAAAACUCUCUACCUGUGAAUAGGAGUGAAAAAAUUGAAACAAUAAUUAAUGAAAGAAGAGGAAAUCCAAAAAAAGGCUGUGAAAAAUUUUUAGAUUUUUUGGUAGAAAAAGAUGCGGUUAAUGAUGAACUACAUUUUAAAAAUCCAGCGGAAUAUUAUUUCUUAUUAAAAUCAAUUAACUCUGAGGUGUAAUCCGUACUGAUUUUUUACCACUGAAAUGUAAUAUUAAGAUGUAUACAGGUCAACAAAAAAAUAGUGUAUCUAACUUUGAUGGGUGAUUCUACAGAAAAAAAUAAAACAAAACUUUCCUAUAAACAUAUGCCUUAAAAUGCUUCCCGAAAAAUUA